Molecule: messenger RNA, 2123 nt
Organism: Entelurus aequoreus (snake pipefish)
Lineage: Eukaryota; Metazoa; Chordata; Actinopteri; Syngnathiformes; Syngnathidae
Gene: fkbpl
Product: FKBP prolyl isomerase like
Exons: 4
Coding region: 618-1667 (349 amino acids)
Molecular function (GO): protein binding
Source: RefSeq, a predicted model, not a curated record
UUAAGCUUUCUUUUCAACUUUCAAGACUUUGAAGGUCUAAACCUUACAAUAUCCUAGUUAUUCUGAUGUUUGCCGCCACCUGCCGGAAAAAGAAGAGCAUUGCACUAUGACGACCUUAUCUUGUAUACAGCGAGAAGAAGGCUGUCCGUACAAACAGGACUGCAGUCUAUUUCUCGUCUUCAGGUGGCAGUAUUGUGCGGUAAUAGCAGCCACCAGGAAGAAGCAGCGAAGAAGAAGUAACAACCACAGAAGAAGGAAGUCCGCAGCUGUAGUCUAUCGCCGGUUGAUGGGAUAGCUGAUAUUGAACAAAUAUAUUUGUUGAAUUGGGUAAAGACAUUUAUUCAUUAUGAGUUACUUUUAACUGCCCGCUUUAAUAUAUUUUUGGAAAAAUUCUGCUUGUUUUAUAGUUGAGAAACCCUAACACAAAUGGUGUUGCUUCAAUGCACGUUCUCUCUCUCUAAACAGGACAUUAUCUUCUUAAUGAUGUGCUAAUCGCCAACAAAAUACAUAUUUUGGAUUGAUAACCACAUACCAGAGUCAUUUAUAGCCAUGCAAAGAAACAGAAAAAAUUACGCUUUUUUAAAAAAACUUUUAUAGUAUAUCUUCUGACUGAGGAGAUGGACGUAGCAGAUGGUGAUGAUCAAGAUGGCGUUGCGAACACCUGCUGGGUGUCAGUGUGUCCCAAAGGCCUUUGGAUGGUCCAGAAGAAGCAAACCCAGUCUGGAAGUCAACAGAAAGUUUGUAAUCCUGGAAAAGUGUUGUCGUCUGGCUACAAACCGAGAAUAGGCUCACUCUGCCGUGUUCGUGUGCGUCUCAAAGCGGACAUGGAUGAUGCGAGACAUUUGGUGAAAGGAGAUGAGCCCAACCAAGGAGACCGACUUGAUGUUGCAGAUUCCCCAAGGUGUCAGGACUCAGUGCUGCAGGUCAUGCUAGGUGACUGGGCCACACUGCGUCUUGGGGAAGGUCAUUGUGAUGUCACAGAAGCCUGCGUGGAGAGCAUGGACGCUGGGGAGACAUGUGAGAUACGCCUGACUCCGGUAAAUGGAGCUGAUAUGUUGAACUCUCAGCCUGCGGAGGAAAUUUGUGCCACAGUGGAGCUCCAAGCUUUCACACCAGGAAAGGAAUUCUGGCAGAUGCCACCUGGUGAAAAAUGGGAGUGGGCAAUUUCCCAUAGAGAGAGAGGUGGGGAGAGAUUCAGAAGUGGGGAUGUGUGGGGAGCAGCAGACAGCUACAGUCGUGCCCUCAAACUGGUCAUCGCCCUCCGUGGAUGUGAGGUAAGCAGAAAAGAGGACGACAUAGAAGAAGAAAAAGUCACAAACACUGAAGAUGAAACACAACUUCCUACAGUUAAUCAGCUCCAAAGCACAAAGGCCGAACUCCACUCAAACUUGUCUUUGUGUCAGCUCAAACUGAAGCAGCCAGCGCGCGCCAAGGAAAGUGCCGCUAAGGCCACAAAGCUGCAACCAGGUGGGGCUAAAGCGUGGUAUCGACUAGGCCAAGCCUGCCAGAUGUUGAAUGAGCUGGAGGAGGCCCGAAUGGCAUUCAGACAACUGCUAAAGCUGCAGCCAGAAUCCACAGCUGCAGUGAAAGCGCUUAAAGAAGUUGCGAGUAGAGAAAAGCAGACAAACGCACAAUUAGGAAGGAGACUCAGUAAAAUGUUUAGCUAGCUGAAAUGUCUUAUCACGAGUAUGACUUUCACAUGGCAAUCACACCUUUGUUUUAAUUGUGUCAAUCGCAGAUGCUCUGUCUCCUCCAGGUACUCAGUUCUGGCUAUAAAUACCUCUCAUAAUUUGCUCUAAACACAGCUGACUAUAAAUAAUGCAAUUGAUAUAAAAAUGUUGCUGCAUUGACACGAAGAUAUAAAGAUGUUUUUUGUUGUUUUAAUUAAAACAACCUUUUCAGGAUCUUAUGGAAUCUGCAGCUGUACUAUGAUCUCUGAAGGGGCACUUGCGUUGCAACUUCUUAAAGCCCACUUCUUGUGAGUAUGUUUAAUUACGUGUUUUUAGAACAUUGCACUUUCUUGAUGCUUCUUAGUUGCUGUAAUACAGAGACUUUGACGACUGUUGCGUUUGGAUGUUGCUGUGGCACUAAAGUAAUUAAAAGUAAAAAUGUGUGCUUUCAAA